Naegleria fowleri is the source of this 1179-nucleotide messenger RNA. RefSeq lists its product as uncharacterized. Bases 1 to 1179 code for a protein of 392 amino acids. The record is from RefSeq and is a predicted model, not a curated record. The transcript has 2 exons. NCBI's taxonomy places the organism in Eukaryota, Heterolobosea, Eutetramitea, Acrasida, Naegleriidae.
AUGUCAUCACGAGGAGCCAACCAUUAUUUCGAGGAAGGAGAACACCAUCAUCACGACAUUGAAUUACAGGAACCAACAUCCACACCAUCACCCAGACUGAAAUCUAGUCUCAAACGAAAUUCAAAAUACGGACAAGUAGCAUCACCUCAGGAGAAAGAUAAUUCCUCUCAGGACGAUGGCUCGGGAACUCCUUUCAAACAACAACAACAACAACCAUUCACCGAUGUGGCCAAUCAUGAAGAUUUGGAUGAAUUUGAAAAUAAUGGAUCUAAUAUUAACAAAUCAUCAAAUACGAACACACCAAUUGAUUGGCAAAAACUCAGCAAUAGAGCCAUCUAUUUCUUGAUCGGACUCACAAUGGCAUCACUGCUGACAGGCUUCUCUCUAUAUUUCAUCAUUACGGAAAUUGUAUUCACCAAAGCAUUGGUUCCGAAACCUGAUAAUUUUCAAUGUUCGGAAUUUUCUGGGAAGGCAUUAGAGACACAUUUAAAUCCAACUUUUUCACCUGGAAUCGUUUAUUGGAAUUCGAGUUUUUUAUUAAACGCACCUGGAGAUUAUGUGUAUGCUAGAUAUGAAACAAGUUCAGUGACUUAUUUGAAUUACUUUUCGUACGUGAAGGAGUCUAUUUGUGAUCACUAUCCAACGAUGGAUCCAUAUUGUAAGACGAAUAGCCCUGAAGUUUUGAAAUUUCAACUGUAUUAUGCUCAUGGUUCCACAAGAAAUCAUUUUGCCAUGCAAAUUGGUGAUAAAACAUCACAUUUGGGAUUUAUCAAGUCACACAAAUUCAUGGUCUACGACUGUCACGACAAUGAAAUUGGUUCCAUUAAGGAAAUUCAAGAAACGACAGUGAGCACUUCGGCCGAUGAUUCGAACAAUGAUUUUGUCAUCUUCUCAGCCAAUGAAACUCAAGUGUUAGCUCUUGUCAUUGAUCGAAUUGUAUAUCUUCCAAGGCAAAGCAAUGAUGAACACACCUAUGUGGAGUAUGUUUACAAGUCGCCACGACAUGGCAACAUUUACCCAGGUCAAAAGAUUGCCUUCAUUGAGAGACAUAACAUUGGAACUAUGGAUAAGCGAUACUGGUACACGAUGAAAAUUUUCAAACGUGUUGAAAACCCAAAUCUCUUUGUUUUAUAUCAUUAUAUGGUCCCUUAUUACUACACACUCUCGACGCAGGGUUAG